This is a messenger RNA of Myripristis murdjan (pinecone soldierfish), 2285 nucleotides long. It is a transcript of the gene ifngr2, whose product is annotated as interferon gamma receptor 2. The transcript is spliced from 7 exons. Gene Ontology annotation, cellular component: plasma membrane. Gene Ontology annotation, biological process: cytokine-mediated signaling pathway. Gene Ontology annotation, molecular function: cytokine receptor activity; protein binding. The record is from RefSeq and is a predicted model, not a curated record. The coding region runs from base 200 to 1096 and encodes 298 amino acids. NCBI's taxonomy places the organism in Eukaryota, Metazoa, Chordata, Actinopteri, Holocentriformes, Holocentridae.
CGACGGACAGGCACGUACGGGAAGCAGACGCUUGGUCUCAUUACGGAAAUGUUUCGCCUAGUGUCUGGAGAGAGAGAGGGAGAGAGGCAUUCUAGUUUAGCUUAGCAGUCGUAGCAUCGAGUUCACGUUCAUACUAAAACUGUGUUUUAGUCGCAGAAAUGGUCUGAAAUCUGCUCAUGGAUUCGUUGCACCAUGUGAAAUGACAUUACUCGAAAUGCUUGCCGUUUUGCUGUGGGCUCAACUUUUCAGUCAAGUAUGGUCUGAACAUCUGCCACCACCACAAGAAGUCCACAUCGACUCAGUGUUGUUAACAUGGACUCCUGCUCCAGAUCAGAGAAAUGUCACAUACACGGUUGAGUCCCGCAGCUUCGACAGUUACAAGUAUGACGUAUCAGCCUGCGUGAGGACACAGCUCAACACCUGCGAUGUCACAUCUGUCAAGGCAGAAGCAAGGCAUGGCUGUGUGGAGCUGCGGGUUCGAGCAGAGAGAGAUGGCCUGACCUCUGAACCGCUUGAAGCCUGCAGCAGGCAGGGCCCUCUAGGUGAUUCCUGCAGCCCCAGUGUCCAGCUGAGCCCGCGGCCUGGGUCCCUGACUGUGAAUCUGAGCAGUAAUCACAGCCUGGUAGAAGAUUAUGCAGCCAAUGUUAAACAAAUUGUUUUCUAUGGCAAGGACGGGGAGUCACUACAGGAAUAUGAACGCUCCAUUUCAUCAGUGGUUAUCAGAGAUCUAGAGGAAGGGGUGCGCUACUGUGUCAAGGUGCAGUUUGCAGUCCACGAAAAAUUCAUGGGACCCCCAAGCUGUAGACUGUGUGAGGUCAUCCCUCAUUCAGAUUCAACAGAAACCAAGAUAGCAGCAGGUUUAGCAGGAGCGCUCAUCUUGGUAAUUGUGAUCGUGGCCUUUUCAUACAUCAUCAUCUUUGAGCGCGAGAGAAUCAAACGGUGGCUGCAGCCUCCAUACACAAUGCCACGGUGUAUCCUUCAGCCACUUCCGGAGCACCAUCCCAUCUCUGUCAGCAGUCCCAGUGAAGAGCGCUGUGAUGAGAUAACUUUCAUUUUCAGAGAGGAAGAGUCUCCCUCUUCCUCUCUGAGAGCGUGAUGGCAGCUCGUCUUCACCAGGUCUUCUUUGUGUCCUGUCCAUUUGCUGUUGUGGGGAUCGAAUUGGCGGAGACAAGCCUCCAGACUGUUCUACCCUGAAUCUGCUCCACAGCAAAGGGGUGCACCUUAAGGAUGUAAAGCACUUGCCAGACUGGUAGGGCUGUCAAGCUCCAUACAAUUUUAUGAGCCCCUAGUUACAUUUUCGCCCAUAGCGCUAGUGAAAUUUUCAAAUGUUAAUCACAGCAGUGCUUCAUUGUAGUUAGCUGCAAGGAAAAGAAAGGGAGAAAAGACUUCACUGCAGGUUUGCACAUGUGGUAUUUCAACCAAAUCCAAAAACGGUGGUCUUCUCUAGCCAUGCCAAAUAAGGAAAAGUGCCACAAAGCACUGGUCAAAAAUAAGAGGCUCAUGUGCACCUUUCAUGGAUGUGCAUAGUAGAUGUAAUCAUUAUGCCAAUAUCUCCAUUUGUAGGUGAGGCCAAAAAACUGAGGUAGUGCCUAUUUGCCCACAACACCAGCUUCCUUAAAUUAUUGUAACACCCUUGUUAAGUUUUUGUGAGUUUGGCAGUUCAGAAUGCCUGCUGUGAUUGAUGUACAGGGAUUAUCACAAGCGAGACAGACAGCCAAGUGAAGGGGUUUUCUAUCCUACAGUCUAAGUUCAGACCAGAGGAUGCACCAGUCAUAAAGGGGCUUGAGGGUGAAUGGGGGUGCCAAGGAUCAUUCCUAAAGCUACAGCACAGAAUUUGUGCUUUUAAAAAUUUUGUAUCAAGACUUCCUUUGUGUGUCUAGCUAACACUAGUUUCAGAGAAAAUUGCUUUAUGAAUUGUUUCCUUGAGCCAACAAUAAUGCUGUUUUUUAAUUCGUACUUUGUAAUAUGCACUUAUGUAAAUGAGGUUCUUUUUUGUAUUACUGUACUAACUACUCAGCAUGCUAGUUCAGUAAUAUGCACUGUUCUUAGAAGAAAAAAAACAAUCACAUUUGCUUUCUGUCAUUACUUCCUCUUUUGAAAAUGUUUCUUUGGAAUUACUGCGGCUUAGUGACACUCAUAGCAUUAACACAGAAAAAUACCUUUCCAAAGCACUGGCACAGACAGUGUCAUGCCUUUAAAAAAAAAAAAAAACAAAACAUGCCAAUGGUCCUGUUUGAAUACUCAAAAACAAAAUUGAUGUAUUAUUGUGACAACACUAGAAUGUA